CUUCACAGUCUCUAGUCAACACUACUACUACUGUUAAUUUACUCCUACACCAGCUAUCAAUAAAGGAAUUAUCAAUAUGGGUCUCUUGGACAAGGUCACUGACAAGGUUACCGGCCACUCUCAUGGCAAAAAUUCUGAUAACUACGACCAGAGCGGCAACGAGUCCUAUGGCUCUGGCGGUCAGGGCAAUAACUCUUUCGGUGCUGGUAAGGACUCUUACGGGUCCUCCGGCCAAGGUGGUGAUACCUAUGGCUCUGGUGGCCAGCCUGGUGGCCAGUCUGGUGGCCAGUCUGGUGGCUUUGGCUCCAGUGGUAACAACUCUUACGGGUCCUCUGGCCAAGGUGGUGGCACUUACGGCUCCGGUGGCCAGUCUCACGGUAGCAGCGGUUUGGGUUCUUCCGGCAACGACUCCUAUGGCUCUUCCGGCGGCGACUCUUACGGUUCCGGUGGUCUUUCCGGUGGCCAGCCUGGCGGCUUCGGUGGUAACCAGAGCGGGGGUGGCUUGGGCGGCGGUAACUCUGGCGGCUUUGGUGGAAGUGGCGGUAAUGACUCCUACGGCUCUGGCGGCAAUGCUGGUGGCUUCGGCGGCGGUCGAGGUGAUGACUCCUAUGGCUCUGGAGGCAAGCCCGGUGGCUUCGCCGGAGGUAACAACGACGCCUUCGGCUCCGGAGGCAACCCUGGUGGUCUCGGUGGCGGCGGCGUGCGAGGUUCCGAGCAGGGUGGCUUCGGUGGUACUGGCAGAAGUGGAUACUGAGCUGUCCUCACUCAACGUGUAAUCACUAUGACUGGGUCAUCAGGGAAGAUUUAAUAAGAAGUUUAUGAAAUGGAAGGAAAUACAUACUGGAAACAAUUGCGAAUAGCAGUCUGAAGGAUGAAUGAUUUGG
This is a messenger RNA of Cryptococcus deneoformans JEC21, 884 nucleotides long. Its product is annotated as expressed protein. Bases 77 to 754 code for a protein of 225 amino acids. NCBI's taxonomy places the organism in Eukaryota, Fungi, Basidiomycota, Tremellomycetes, Tremellales, Cryptococcaceae. The record is from RefSeq and is a predicted model, not a curated record. The transcript is spliced from 7 exons.